Molecule: messenger RNA, 5590 nt
Organism: Pseudomassariella vexata
Lineage: Eukaryota; Fungi; Ascomycota; Sordariomycetes; Amphisphaeriales; Pseudomassariaceae
Product: RNA polymerase Rpb1
Exons: 4
Coding region: 153-5420 (1755 amino acids)
Biological process (GO): transcription by RNA polymerase II
Cellular component (GO): RNA polymerase II, core complex
Molecular function (GO): DNA binding
Source: RefSeq, a predicted model, not a curated record
GAAUUUCCCGGCCACUCACAACGACUUCACGAAGAGUCUUUGCGCCCGAUCUCGUUCGACGGACUCGGCCACCAAGACGUGACCUCACAUCGAGCUCACCGCCGACACGCGUGCCUCACAUAUAUUACUCAACACAACCCUAACUUGUCGACAUGGCGAACCUACAUUUCGCGCAUUCCGAUGCGCCCCUCAAGACGGUGCAGGAGAUCCAGUUCGGUCUCCUGUCGCCCGAGGAAAUCAAGAACAUGAGUGUCUGCCACAUCCUCUAUCCCGAGACUAUGGACGAGACGCGAACCAAACCUCGUACCAGUGGUCUCAAUGACCCGCGCCUUGGCUCCGUUGAUCGUCAGUUCAAGUGUGGCACAUGCCAGCAGAAUAUGUCGGAAUGUCCCGGUCACUUUGGUCACAUCGAGCUCGCUAAGCCUGUCUUCCACCCCGGCUUUAUCAAGAAGAUAAAGAAGAUCCUCGAGACAGUCUGCCACAACUGCAGCAAGGUCUUGGAAGACAGAAGUAAUGAAGAGUUCUCUCAAGCUGUCACCACCCGCGACAAGAAGGCAAGGUUUCAAAGAGUUUGGAAUGCUUGCAAGGCCAAGAAGCUCUGCAGCAACGACGUACCAAAGGAGGAGGAUCAAGCAUUCGACCCAAGCAGCAAGUCUUCAAAGCCGCAUGCUGGCCACGGCGGCUGUGGCAACGAUCAGCCCAAUGUCCGCCAGACCGCUCUUCAACUCUGGGCUACAUUUGAGACUAAGAACGAGGAUGGCGUCAAGACCAAGGAUAAGCGACUCAUUACGCCCGAAAUGGCACUCAACAUUCUCAAGCGCAUAUCGGACGACGACCUGAGGGACAUGGGCUUGAAUACCGACUACGCUCGUCCCGAAUGGAUGAUCAUCACAGUUCUCCCCGUUCCGCCUCCGCCUGUGCGACCCAGUAUCUCCAUGGAUGGAACUGGCCAGGGUUUGAGAAACGAGGACGAUUUGACGUACAAGCUGGGAGAUGUCAUUCGUGCCAACGGCAAUGUUCGUCAAGCCAUUCAGGAAGGCUCGCCCGCUCACAUCGCAGCCGAGUUUGAACAGCUACUUCAGUACCACGUUGCUACUCUGAUGGACAACGAUAUUGCUGGCCAGCCUCAGGCGUUGCAAAAAAGCGGCCGGCCUGUGAAGUCUAUUAGAGCGCGUCUGAAGGGCAAGGAGGGCCGACUUCGUGGUAACUUGAUGGGAAAGCGAGUCGAUUUUUCUGCCCGUACUGUCAUCACAGGUGAUGCAAAUAUUUCUUUGGAUGAAGUCGGUGUACCUCGCAGCAUUGCGAGAACCCUCACCUAUCCCGAGACGGUCACGCCCUACAACAUUUCACGACUCCAUAAAUUGGUGCAAAACGGUCCCAACGAGCAUCCCGGUGCAAAGUACGUCAUUCGUUCAGAUGGUACCAGAAUUGAUCUUCGACAUCACCGACGCGCUGGAGCAAUCUCACUGGAAUAUGGAUGGAAGGUAGAGAGGCAUCUUCAGGACGGGGACUAUAUCAUCUUCAACCGCCAGCCGUCACUUCACAAGGAGUCCAUGAUGGGUCACCGUGUCAAGGUCAUGCCUUACUCCACCUUUCGACUCAACCUUUCGGUCACCUCUCCUUACAACGCUGAUUUCGAUGGUGAUGAGAUGAAUCUUCACGUUCCACAAACUGAAGAAACCCGAGCCGAAGUCAAAGAACUUUGCAUGGUUCCACUCAACAUCGUGUCACCUCAGCGAAAUGGUCCGCUUAUGGGUAUUGUCCAAGAUACACUGGCGGGAGUCUAUAAGAUGUGCCGCCGUGAUGUAUUCAUCACCAAGGAGCAGAUUAUGGACAUCAUGCUCUGGGUCCCCGGCUGGGAUGGCAUUAUUCCCCAUCCUGCCAUUCUGAAGCCUAGGCCGCGUUGGACUGGCAAGCAGGUUGCCAGCUUAGUCAUCCCUCGUGAAAUUAGUCUGCACACUGAAUCUGACAAAGAAAAAGACCCUUGGUGUCCCCUCAACGACCAAGGUCUUUUGGUCCGGUCCGGAGAAGUCUUGUUUGGUCUGCUUACCAAGAAGAACGUCGGUGCGGCUGGUGGAGGAAUUGUUCACCUGUGCUACAACGAACUGGGACCUGCUGGCGCGAUGGCUUUUCUUAAUGGGUGCCAGCGCGUCAUCAACUACUGGCUCCUCCAUAACGGCCACAGUAUCGGCAUCGGUGAUACAAUUCCUGACAAGGAUACCAUUGACGCAGUCCAGGGCCAUAUUGAUAGUCAAAAGGCCGAGGUCGCUGACUUGACGGCGCAAGCUACUGCCAACACUUUGGAACCACUUCCGGGUAUGAACAUCCGUGAGACAUUCGAGAGCAAGGUCUCCCGAGCUCUGAACGAGGCUCGUGAUAAAGCAGGUACUAGUGCAGAGGCGAGUUUGAAGGAUAUCAACAAUGCCGUCGUCAUGUCGCGGUCUGGAUCCAAGGGUUCUGCCAUUAACAUCUCUCAAAUGUCGGCCCUGGUCGGACAGCAGGUUGUUGAGGGAAAACGUAUUCCUUUCGGAUUCAAGUACCGAACACUUCCUCAUUUCACCAAGGACGAUUAUUCACCCGAGGCCCGUGGUUUCGUGGAGAACUCGUAUCUGAGAGGUCUCACCCCGUCUGAAUUCUACUUCCAUGCCAUGGCUGGACGAGAAGGAUUGAUUGAUACUGCCGUCAAGACCGCCGAGACGGGUUACAUUCAGCGACGAUUGGUGAAAGCCCUUGAGGACGUUAGUGCCAAGUACGACGGUACUGUUCGCAACUCGCUUGGGGAUAUCAUACAAUUCAUCUAUGGAGAAGAUGGUGUUGACGGUAUGAUCGUUGAGGAACAGAAGGUGAAGUUCCAGUCGGUCAGGACUGUUGACUUUGAAAAGUCAUACCGUCUCGACGUUAUGGAAGAGAGCCGUCCUGCUGCGUUUGAUGCUCUUGAGUUCUCUCAAGAUAUGGCUGGCGAUCCGGAGACCCAAGCACUCUUGGAUAUGGAGUUUGAACAGAUCUGUAUUGAUCGUGAGUUCAUGCGUAGUCUCAAGAUGGGAUCCCCGGAUAAGCUUGAACACGGCUACCAGAUUCCUCUUAACAUAGGACGCAUCAUCCAGAUGUCCAAGAGAAUUCUCAAGGUGGACGAUGGGAAGCGCAGCAAUCUCACUCCCAAAGAUGUCAUACCUCGCGUGAAAAACCUGCUCGAGAGAAUGGUUGUCGUUCGUGGAAGCGACGAGAUCUCGCGGGAAGCUGACGAGAACUCGACAUUGCUCUUCAAAGCGGUGAUACGCUCCCAGUUGGCAUACAAACAACUAGCUGUCCAUCAUCGCUUGACGCUCAUGGCUUUCGAGCAUGUUUUGGGAGAGUUGGAAAGUCGAUGGGCACGCGCGAUGGUCAGUCCCGGCGAAAUGGUUGGCGUCCUAGCUGCACAGUCUAUUGGAGAACCGGCCACCCAGAUGACCCUGAACACUUUCCAUUUCACUGGUAUCUCGUCCAAGAAUGUUACCCUUGGUGUGCCGCGUCUCAAGGAGAUUCUGAACGUCGCCAGCAACAUCAAGACGCCAUCUAUGAUGGUCUACCUUAAAGACGGCACAGCCACUCAAGAGCGAGCCAAGAAACUUCGAAGCAUUGUGGAGCAUACCAACUUGCGAUCAGUCUGUGCUGUUGUGGAGGUCUAUUACGAUCCCGAUAUUCAGUCUACCAACAUUCCCGACGAUCUGGAUAUGGUCGAAUCGUACUAUCUCAUUCCUGACGAUAGCCACGACAGCAUUGACAGGCAAUCUCGCUGGCUGCUGAGAUUCACCCUUGAUCGACAAAAGAUGCUUGAUAAGGGCCUGGCAGUUGAGGAUGUGGCUCUGCGGCUCAAGGAGGAUUAUGCGAGUGAUUUGGCAGUGAUAUACAGUGACAACAACGCCGAGGAGCAAGUUAUUCGUGUUCGGCCAAUGCCGGAGGACGAUAAGGACGAAGAAGGCAACAAAGCAAUUGAAGACGACGUUAUGCUUAAGCGUCUUGCCGACCACUUGCUGGAGAAUUUGACCCUUCGCGGUGUUAAGGGCAUUGACAGAGCCUUCCUGACCAAGGGAGUGCGAACCUCUGCAGACCCACAGGGUGCCAUGGUCUGGAUAAAGGACGACCCUCUCUGCGAGGAAUGGUACCUUGAUACUUCAGGUACUGCUCUCCGAGAAGUUUUAGCCGUCGAAGGCGUGGACCCGAAACGAACCAGUACGAACGACCUCUGGCAGAUUGUCGAUGUCUUUGGUAUUGAGGCAGCCCGAGGUGCUUUGCUGAACGAAUUGCGGCGUGUGCUUGCCUUCGACGGUUCGUACGUCAACGAACGCCAUCUUACUCUUCUGGUCGAUGUCAUGUGCUACCGUGGUAGCAUUGCAGCAGUCACGAGACACGGUAUCAACAGGGCUGACACGGGUGCACUGAUGAGAUGUUCCUUUGAAGAGACUGUUGAGAUUCUUCUGGAAGCUGCUGCCACAGGCGAACUGGAUGACUGCCGUGGUAUUUCUGAAAACGUAAUGCUUGGUCAGCUGGCGCCCAUGGGUACUGGUCAUUUUGAUGUGUUCUUAGACCCUAAGAUGCUGGACACAGUCAUUUCUGACAAUUCCCGUAUGGGCCUCAUGCCCGGCAUGACGAUCAAGGGCAGCCAAAUGGAUGGUGCGGCCACUCCUUAUGACACAGGCUCGCCAAUGCAUGCCGACUCUGGCUACGCAAUGGGACUGGCAUCUCCGUCGAUGGGCAUGGCAGGCAACUUCUCUCCCAUCAUCGGAACUGGGUCGGACACGCCUGCUGGCUUCGCAUCAGAGUAUGGUGGUGGCUUUGGUAAUGCUAGUCCGUACGGCGGGAGAAGUCCUGGUGCUACUAGCCCAUUUAGCGGCACGUCGCCAACUUCUCCAUUUAGUUCCUUCGGCAGCUACUCGCCGACGUCUCCCGGUGUUGGUUACUCGCCCACAUCGCCUGCGAUUGGCGGUCGCUUCGCCAGCUCGCCGCAAUUCAGCCCCUCGUCCCCGUCUUUCUCGCCCACCUCUCCUGGUUACAGGGGCAGCCCCACGAGUCCAAGCUACAGCCCAACGUCGCCAAGCUAUUCUCCUACUUCCCCGUCUUCGCCUCGGCACUACUCGCCAACGUCUCCGGCUGCCCACUCUCCGACUUCGCCGACGUACUCACCAACCAGUCCCAACUACAGCCCCACGUCUCCCAAUCUGGCAGGUGCUGUGUCGCCUUCUUACAGCCCUGUUUCUCCUAAUUACUCGCCCACUUCUCCGGCCUCCUACUCGCCCACGAGUCCCAACUUCAACAGAGCGACACAGGUGUCCCCAACAAGCCCACAGUACUCGCCUACGUCUCCACAGUUCUCUCCUAGGACUCCUGGACCCGGCGGCAACACCAGCCCGAAGUACUCCCCUACAUCCCCGAAGAAUGACUAGCCGCUCUCCGUCACUUGCCAUAUUCAAACACGUCAUUUGGACUUGAAUAAUACCGCACAAAAAGGCGUUUAGAGGUUCCAUUGAUUUUACUCGGGUCUCGAAUUUUUUCCCUUGAAACACCCAGAUCCAGCCUCUUAGUACGCGCUGGCUUUUCACCGAGACGCGAGGCU